Molecule: messenger RNA, 549 nt
Organism: Pistacia vera
Lineage: Eukaryota; Viridiplantae; Streptophyta; Magnoliopsida; Sapindales; Anacardiaceae
Product: auxin-induced protein 6B
Exons: 1
Coding region: 76-399 (107 amino acids)
Biological process (GO): response to auxin
Source: RefSeq, a predicted model, not a curated record
AACUUUCUCGUAAUAAAAAGCUAAAAGAAAGUGGCAAAGAGGUUAUCUAGCAGUUGAAUACGAGAGUUUUCUCCAAUGAAACUGAGUGAGAUGGUGGAGAAAUGGAGGAAGAGAAAGAAGGGUCAUUUUUCUGUAUAUACAAAGGAAGGAAAAAGGUUUGUUGUGCCUCUGUACUACUUGAAUCACCCCAUCUUCAGAGUGCUGUUAGAGAUGGCUGAGGAAGAAUUUGGAAUAAUCGCUAACGGGCCACUGCAAGUUCCUUGUGAGGAAGAACUGAUGGACAACAUUCUCUCUUUGCUAAGAAGAAAUCAGAAGAAAUCCCUCCCGCGAUGCAGAGACAACUUACAGUUACAUGGGAGCUUCAAUAACCUCUUUCUUUCCACUCUUUCAUGCUCAUAAUCAACAUCAUGAUCAGCAAAAUGUAGUUUCAUUCAUAAAAUUAGGGCAUGUUUAAUUGAUACUGAGGCUGUAGGAAUGAAUUCAAAUGCCCUUAUUGUCCUACCUUUGGUAAUAGAAUUAAAUUAGUUCUAUUUUAAAUAUUGUAUUUGU